GCUUGCGUGCCGUCGUUGCGCUCACGUUUUUUUGUUCGACUGAAAAAGUUUAAUCGCCGCCGAAUUCCGACACUUUCGGGUCCGCCGGAUCACGGAGUGUGCCCCAGCUCGACUUCCCGCUUGGCUGCAGGCUGUGAUGGACGAGGAGGACGAUCCCGUCGUGGAAGAGAUUCCGGUGUACCUGUCGAAGACGCUGGCCGAGAAUCUGUACCUGUUGCAGUACCCGGUGAAGGCCUCGACGGCGACCUUUGACGAUGGCCAGGUGGUGAACAGCUGCGUUAAGCCAAUCAACCAACAGAUCAAAGUGGACUACGCGCUGAACACGGCCUCGAAGAACUACGACUCGUUCAAGGGCGAACAGUUUGCCAUAGCCGCAGAUGGAAAGGAAAAGGAUCGUCAGCAGAAACCGACCUUCCGCAGCGGAACCAUGGACAAGCAGUCGUUCCUUAGUUCGAAACCGAUCGAGGACGUCAAUCGGUACAUGGUCUGCACGCUGCAGGACCGGGAAAUCCACGCCACUCCUCUGCAAGGGAUCGCCUCGAUGCGGCAGAUGUUCUCCUACUUUGACAAGCAGGACAAGCGAACCAAGGCCGAACAGAAGGCGGAACAGGACGCCGAUGCCGACGAGGAGGAACUGAAACAGGUCACGGUCAAGUUCGCCCGCACCGAGAACGAAAAGGUGCGGAAGGCGCGCGAAAAGUCCUUCAACUACAUUUCAAAGCUCGAAUCCGAAGAACCUUGGUGCGAAACGUUUUGGCACGCGAAGACCUCGACCGCGGCCGAACUCGAACGGCAAAAGCUGUUCUGCGGUGGCACCGGAUCCGGUGGCGCGUCCGCCCGGGAAGACCCCGCUGCGCUCAACGUGGCCCCGCCCGAGUAUCUGGAGAUGCUCAUCAGUAAGGAGAAGACCGAUAGAAAUAUCGAUUCAAUGCUGCCAAGUCGGGUCGUCUGCAUGCACAAGCUCAAGCAGAUGGCCCUCGUCGAUCAGAUUAAGGUUAUUCUUAAGGAUGCCAAGGUACUCACGUUCCAGCAGAUCAUGGAUCUGCUCCCGGACCGGAGCCUCGCGGCGGACAAAGUCCUCCGGACGCUCCCGCUGGCGGGCGUGCUCAUCCGGGGCAACUGGGUCGUCCAGUCGGAGAUCAUGUACCCGGAGGGCUCGGUGUCCGCCAUCAACGGCGUGCCGGCCGAGCAGAUGUGCAAGGCGCGGGACUACAUCCUGUAUCGCUUCACCCAGAGCGAUCACCUCGAGCGGCACCAGUUGGCGCUCAUUACGCAGCUACCCACGGAGGAGAUCCGGGAAAUCCUGUGCUCGGUGGCCCGGCUCAAUCCGGACCGCACCUGGAGUUUGCUGCUGCCGUCGAACGAGGAGUUCUCCGCGAACGAGCAGGAAAUCAGCGACCGGCAGAACGCGUUCUGGACGGCCCGCGCGGACAAGUUCAACGAGAUGGAGCGCAGCACGAAACGGGUGCGGAAACGGUCGGGCCGAUCGGAGAGUAAGUACGACGUCAAGAUGAGCAACGGGUAGCGCCGGCCAAGCCGCCCCGGGUGUGCAUGUGUUAUGAACCAAGUUAUAGUGCGUUACGAUCUUACCAGGAUAAGCUAUUAUUUAUACGUAUCGGAAAAUAUAUGUUGUCGGUUCGAUUCCACCGCCACCGUCACCGCGGGGCCGUUUAAAGCCCUGGAGCGGUACUCAAGUCUGCGAAAGUUUUGGGAUCGAAUCGGGAAAUUUUGAAAACAA
Messenger RNA from Culex pipiens pallens (northern house mosquito), 1738 nucleotides. RefSeq names its product DNA-directed RNA polymerase III subunit RPC5 (gene Polr3E). Gene Ontology annotation, cellular component: RNA polymerase III complex; nucleus. The record is from RefSeq and is a predicted model, not a curated record. The coding region runs from base 137 to 1525 and encodes 462 amino acids. Gene Ontology annotation, biological process: DNA-templated transcription. NCBI's taxonomy places the organism in Eukaryota, Metazoa, Arthropoda, Insecta, Diptera, Culicidae. The transcript has 4 exons.